AUGGAGGACUCCUCACAGAAGCGCAUGAGCGCUAUUCCUCGUCUCUCCAAGCUCCCCGUGCCACGUCCAACGUCUGGUCUUCCCAAGCCCACGACGGCCCUGCCAAGACCAGCCUCGAUUAUUCGUCCUUCACCUUCGAGAGAGAGCUUGGGAGGAGGCGAGCUACGGAAUCCACGGCUGCGACCUUCGCUGUCGCAAAACCAACUGCGUAGCAGCAUCGGUAGCUCUUCAGAACUUCGAAACCCUCGAUUACGAUCCGCCACAUCCCGAGAACAACUCAACAUUGGAACAAGACGAACUUCUCUAAUCUCUAGACCCCCUCCCCAGGCAGCCGCCGCAAAGCCCAUUCCCCCAAGAGCGCCCUCAACGCCUCGACGACCGACAGAGCGACAGCCCGAAACAAUCGAGGAACAGUCCACAACACCUCCCUAUGACCCGCCAGGCGAAGCGAUUGGUGUCGAGUAUGACGGACACAUCUUUCACCGCCGGUUGACACUCACGCGGAGACCGUCAGAGGUUUUUGCAACCUCACCGCUUCACGACCCUGCCAACAACAUCUUUGAUCCCGAGCAGUCCAGACCGCCGACAGCCUCGACUGAUGAUGGAGAGCGCCAAGAUACUCUCAGAGUUCGUUCUCGGAAACCACGGCCCUCGCUCUCAGAGCGAACGAUCGAGACUCUUGCGUCAAUCCCCUCUUCACCAGCCUUGAGCAAGAAGUCCUCCACCUUUUUCGAUCAGGCCGAUAGUAGGCCACGAUCUCGGGCAGACAGUGGAGCUUCUCGUCCAGGAUCGAGCUAUGCAUCGGAUGCAUCAGUAAGACUCUCGUCCAGGCCAGGAAGCCGGCCGGGCUCCAGCUCAGGGCCGGCCGACAUCGGAUUCUCAAACUUCAGAGCUUCAGCGAGCUCUUACAAGCCGCCCCUGAGCACAAUCAGCGGAACUCCGCAAAAGAGAUCCUCAGUGAUCACGGGGGCCAGGAGUCCGGGUUUCCGAAUGUCGACUCAGGGUCCCCCUGGUUCAGCCUCCAAGCUGUCAGCACUCUCAGCUGCAAGGAGUCCGAGCCCAGGCAAGCCCAACAUGCCUCCUCCAAAAGCAGCCUCCAAAUCAUUAGCCGCACGACCUACCAAACCCAGAGCUCCUGUCAAGGGUCUUUUCAAGAAGCCAUCCCUCCCGGCACUCAGCCAGGCGUCUCUGCAUGGAGCCAAUCGUGCAUCUGGAAGUUCGUCAAACACCUCCUGGGAUGGCACAAUCCCGUCCAGCGCCUCAACAACAGCGUCCACUAACACGGCUUUGACAGGCGACUCGGCCGAACCAGGAACACCACCUUCUACCCGGAAAUCGUCUGCCGCUCUCCGAGAGCAGAUUGCAAAGGCCAAGGCGGCGAGGCGCGCUCAGUUGAAACAAGCCGCCGAGACCCACAAAGAGGAAGAAGACCAGGAGGCACCGAUUAUUCCAUCAGACACUGGUUUCGAUUUUGGAGUCAAUCAUGAUCCUUUCAAUACCCGCCGAGAUGAAGACCCCAGGAAAAAGGUCAUUCAGAACCGUGUCAAUGCAGGAAGGACGUCAGGCCGGCUCAAUAUUGCUGCUUUGAACCUCAAGGAGAUUCCUGUGGAGGUUCUAAAGAUGUACGACCUGGAGAGCAUUGGCACUUUUGGUGGCAGUUGGGCCGAGAGUGUGGACUUGAAGCGCUUCAUCGCCGCAGACAACGAACUGGAAGAGUUGGAUGACUUUAUCUUCCCUGAUACCAAUCCCUCGUCAUUUGAUGAGGAACAAGCGAGUCAUGGCAACAUCUUUGCUGGACUUGAGAACCUGGACAUGCAUGGCAAUCUCCUUGUUGGGGUUCCCCUUGGUCUACGACGGCUCAACUGUCUGACGUCGUUGAACCUGUCAAACAACCGUCUCACCAACAACAGCAUAGACACGAUCGCGCAGGUUACUUCGCUUCGUGACUUGAAGCUGGCCAACAACCUUUUCUUCGGACCACUGAACGGGAUCCUAUCAAACCUGAACCAACUCGAGAUUCUAGAUGUCCAUGGAAACAACAUCUCUGCUCUCCCCGCCAAAGUUGAGAACAUGUCUCGACUUCGUAUCCUCAAUUUGAGCGAAAACAGUUUCGAAUCGCUUGCUUUUGACGGCCUUGCCACUCUCCCCAUUACCGAGUUGAACCUAAGGAAAAACAAGCUGUCAGGCACUCUCAUUGAGGAGCCAAUCGGCUGCCUCCCUCAACUGCAGAGCUUGGAUGUUUCUACAAACCAGCUGCAAAGAUUGGUUCCUCUUGGCUCCGCCAUAGAGUUCCCUGUCUUGCACUCCAUGUCACUAUCAAUGAACAGGUUACAGGGGCUACCAGACAUGACAUCUUGGACAAGCCUCUUGACGCUGACGGUGGACGAGAAUAACAUUUCGGGCAUCCCCAACAGCUUCAUGAGUCUUGAGAAGCUUCGCCACGCCGACUUCUCCAGCAACGACAUCAGAGUGGUCCCUCCUGAGGUUUCGAGGAUGGAGAAUCUUUCCAUGCUUCGCCUCAGUGGCAAUCCACUCCGUGACAAGAAGUUCCUCUCCAUCACGACUGAUGAGCUCAAGGAUAUUCUGGCUGGAAGACUAGAGCCACCGCCACCUUAUCAGCAGGAAGCUGGUGCUCAGGUUGGUGUUGUGGGCAUUGUGGGUGAUAACAAGGCUGCACAGCCGCAAAACUCCGAAAAGGACAUGAAAUUUGACGAUGAAGACUUCCGGUCUGAUGAUGACUUUGCAACGCCCCCUCAAAGUCCUUCUCGGUCUCGCUCGCACACAGUAUCAAGCCGCCGUUCACGGUCACACACACUUUCGAACCAGUCUUGGCCUGUGAAGCCUGGCGGUAUCUUGGAUCGAUCGCGAACCGAGUCCUCGUCCCUGCACCCUGUUGUGUCCUCCAAGGUCGCAGCCGAGAACCAGAUUCGACAGGUGUUUCUCCAUAACAACUUGUUUGCUACGCUGCCCAACUCUCUGAGCUUCUUUGCUGAGACGUUGACUGCUCUGUCACUAUCGCAUAACCAGCUAGUAGGCGAAGCAUACCUGACAGAAGACCUGGAGCUUCCAGUCUUGAAGGAACUCAACCUAUCAUCAAAUCACAUUACCGGACUUGGUGCACUCACCAAGUUCCUCCAUGCGCCAAAGAUGGAGAAGGUUGACAUCUCAUUGAACCGCCUUAAUUCUCUGCCCACGAAUCUGAAAGAGGUGUUCCCUGCGCUCAACGUCUUGCUUGUGGCUAACAACCACAUUGUGGACCUUGACCCAGACAUGAUCAGAGGGUUGAAGAUUGUGGAUGCUAGCAACAACGACAUUUCCCAUUUGAACCCUCGAAUUGGUCUUCUUGGAGGCCCAGGAGGCCUGGAGAGAUUCGAUGUUAUGGGCAACCGAUUCAGAGUGCCACGAUGGAACGUUCUGGAGCGGGGGACAGAAGCCACGCUGAGGUGGCUUCGGGGACGUGUGCCGGUGGCGGAGAUGGCGUCUUGGAAGGGAGAUGACGAUGAGCCCGAGGCUGAUUAA
Molecule: messenger RNA, 3519 nt
Organism: Fusarium vanettenii 77-13-4
Lineage: Eukaryota; Fungi; Ascomycota; Sordariomycetes; Hypocreales; Nectriaceae
Exons: 3
Coding region: 1-3519 (1172 amino acids)
Molecular function (GO): protein binding
Source: RefSeq, a predicted model, not a curated record